Molecule: messenger RNA, 1723 nt
Organism: Sphaeramia orbicularis (orbiculate cardinalfish)
Lineage: Eukaryota; Metazoa; Chordata; Actinopteri; Kurtiformes; Apogonidae
Gene: slbp2
Product: stem-loop binding protein 2
Exons: 10
Coding region: 1-1122 (373 amino acids)
Biological process (GO): mRNA transport; mRNA 3'-end processing by stem-loop binding and cleavage
Cellular component (GO): histone pre-mRNA 3'end processing complex; cytoplasm
Molecular function (GO): mRNA binding; histone pre-mRNA stem-loop binding
Source: RefSeq, a predicted model, not a curated record
AUGUCAACCAGCGGAGUGGAACCGUCAGCUCAGAGCCCGCUGCUCUCCUCCAGGUUUGUACCCAGUCCCAGAACCCCACAGUCCGGGAUUCCACCACACCCCAGUCCACACACCUGCGAACGUCCUUUCCACUGUGGCAGUGAAGUCCAGACGCUCACGCUGCAACUUCUGCGUCUGUAUUGCUGCUGGUCGGCGGCUGUGUGGAAUGGACUUUCCGACCCGCUGCUUGCUGUCACCUCUUCCGGAUACCCCGCCCCUGAACCAUGGCUCCUCCCCGGCUGUAGCUCAGUCUAUGACAGUCUGGUCAGUAACGCGUCUCCGAUCCGGUCUCCUCCUGUCGGUGUGAGAGAAGAACGAGCUGCCAACAAGUCACGCAGACCGUCCAUUCUGGAGCGCUGCAUCCUCAAAGUGUCCACCAGCAGUGUGGCUGUGGGGACGGAUGAUCUGGACAAUAAGAGGCCUCCCUUUGGUCGGUGCUACCCCCGCCUACCGGAUCCGGCUAACACUGAGACCAAUGCAGCAGUCCUGAAGCGGCGGCAAAAACAGAUCCAGUAUGGGAAGAACACCAGCGGGUACCAGAACUACCUGCAGCAGGUCCCCAGACACCUCAGGGAUCCAAAGCUCCAUCCCUCCACCCCCAACAAGUACAGGAAGUACAGCCGGCGCUCCUGGGACAUGCAGGUGCGUCUGUGGAGGCGGGCUCUGCACCUGUGGGACCCACCGGGCGAAACCCAUCUAGAGCUCAGCGACACACAGGACCCUGUGGAACAGCUGCAGUGCCAGCUGGCAAAGAUGACCUCUGACCUGUGUGAAGACGGAGGUGACAAACAGAGAGAGAAGGACUCUGCUGUAGUCUCUAAGACCUCCUCUGUGUCUCCGCUGUCAAAGACAACGGUUCUGGAUCUGCCUGGACCCUGGACUGUCCCACAAUCCCCUAAGGCACAUCGUUUGCCUCGCUCUCCUCCUGGUCUGAGCUGCCCUCUCAUGAGUCAGCUGACCACCAACGACAACAUGACAGACUGGAUCCACCUCCUGCUGGAGGCUGACCGUGCCCGAGAUCUGGGCUCCGACGACCAGCAGGUCCCUGUGGUUUCUGACCAGUUCUUAUGGAAUCCAUACUGACUGUUGGCAGGAUUUCCAUAAGUUCUGCUCAUGUGACAAACUGUGUCUGGACCCUAAAUGCACCAUCUGAGUGUCCAGGAUGUUCAUGUUUUAAAGUCACUACAGAUUAAAUUAGAACAGCAGGGAUGUGAUUGGUCCUGAUCCAGUUUCAUCAGACCGCUUUCAUCAUGUUCAAUCGUGGUAGCAUUGUGAUUACCUGGGCGCUCAUGAACACACCGUCGAUAUGAACAUGGAGUGGGACAGCUGAAACAUUACUUAUCCUGUGCACUCUGGUUGUAUAUUUGUGUAAAACGGCAUCAUUUGAGCACUUGUCACCUGUUUAAUUUACCUGCACUAAUGGAAAAGCUGCUCUUUUCUGUACAUGAAUCACUUAUUCAGUCUCGGGUUUUUUUUUUUUUUUUUGUCACUAUAUUGUCUUCACCCUCUGUUUUACUGUCCGUUGUCCGUCUGGAUCAGGCUCCUCCUCUGUUUUUUCUCAAAAACAAAAUCCUCGUUUCUGAGGGGGGAAAGACUGUCACUUUGUGUUGUGACUUUUCUUUUACUUGUGUUCAAUUUGUCUUUUUUUUUUUUUUUUUUGCUGCUUGAAUCUCAAGAGCAAGGU